AUGGCUACUGAAACUAGUGCUCGGAUGUAUUUGCAUGAUGGGCUUACUGCUAGUGCCGUGUUGCACAGAUGGCAGGGCACAGCAGCAGAAGGUGCAACAUUUCCUCAUAAGUGUGACAACUUGCUCAUGUGUGACGAGGGCAGGGUACCACUGUUACUUGAGUGUGGCGGAGCGCGGCUGCGGAACCUGCUGCACGUGCACGCCUGCGUGGCAGACCUGCUGGUUUGUGGCGUGGCGGCGCCGCUUGCAGCCUGGGAGUCCCGGUGGUGGCUGCAUGACCCUUCAGCCGCCGCUGCUGCUGACCUACCUCCACCACUGGUGCGGCGAGCCGUUGCCUUCGCUCAGGGCGUGCCGGUGGCGGCAAGCACGCUGCUGCUGGCACUGCUGGCGGCGGACCGGCUGGCGGCGGUGCGGCGGCCGCGGCUGUAUGCGGCGUGGCGGCGGCUGGGGGCGCGCGUCGCGGCCGCCGCCUGGCUGGGGGCGGCGCUGUCGGCGGCGCCGCUGCUGGCGGUGGGCGCGCCGCCCGCCCCCGCGCCGGCGUGGCUGUCGCUGGCGCGCCUGCUGGCGGUGCACGCGCUGCCCUGCGCCGCCGUCGCCGCCUGCCACGCCGCCGUCUGCGCCACGCUUGGCCGCGCCUCGCUGUUGGCCGCUGCCGCCCGCGGGGAGGUGCCGCUGCCAAUGCCGCUGCUCUGCAGGCCCCGGCACGUCAUUAUCGUCGCCUCCGUCGCCAACGACGCGCCCUCCAAGGUGAUCCCAUUCGUGCGCGGCGACACGAUGAUGCGGCGGGUGGCGGGUGACGACUCGGACUCGGAGGACGACUCCCGCAUCCAGGCGGAUCUGGCGGACCUGCGGAGGAGCAGCCGGCGCCGGGGGCCGCAGUCCCUGCGCAGCCGGAGGCGCCUAGCGCGCAUGCUGGCGGCGCAGCUGGCGCUGUUUGCGGGUUGCUGGCUACCGCACGCGGCGGCGGCAGCAGUGGCGGCGGCGCAGCUGGGGACUCCAGGGGCGGCGGCGGGGGCGGCGCGUCGGCUGCUGCUGCUGGGUCACGCGCACUCUGCGGCGGCGCCGCUGCUCUACUGGGCGCUGAACCGACGCGCGCUCGCCUGCGGCCACUGGGCGCCCAGGCUGCGCGCCGGCAGAACCCAGCAGCCGCCGCCGCCAUCCUCCACCAACGAGGCCGCGCUCGGGCCCUUCCACCCGCGCUUCAUCACGCCCAGGCCGCAGCCGCGCUGCGAGACCUCGCACUUCCUGCGAUAG
Messenger RNA from Schistocerca piceifrons (Central American locust), 1254 nucleotides. RefSeq lists its product as uncharacterized. Gene Ontology annotation, molecular function: G protein-coupled receptor activity; peptide binding. The coding region runs from base 1 to 1254 and encodes 417 amino acids. Gene Ontology annotation, biological process: G protein-coupled receptor signaling pathway. The transcript has 5 exons. The record is from RefSeq and is a predicted model, not a curated record. Lineage: Eukaryota; Metazoa; Arthropoda; Insecta; Orthoptera; Acrididae. Gene Ontology annotation, cellular component: membrane.